CUACGCUGCCUCAACCUGGUCUAGCCAGUGCUGUUGCUGUGAGGUUGCAGCCCCUGUAUGGCCGGGCGUUCUCAGGGCCACGUACCCAGAGGGAACAUGUGGCUCAGAGGAAGCAAGGCCUGCUGGGAAGGUGGAAGUGUGAUAUAAAAAAGCUCUGUGGGUGCAGGGGGGAAGCCAGGCGAAGCAGUGGCAAGGGGGGCUGGUUUGGCCCUUUUCUAAGGGAGAAUCUGGGACUGCGGCUUAUGAGGGGCUGUGAUUGGCUGACACUGUCUGAGGAGGCCUAGCAGGAGGCCUGUGGGAAAAGUUUGAAGUAGCCCUGGGCCCUGUAAAGCAGAACAGUUUGGAAUUGCAAGGUGGGUAGCUGCUUGAUAACACAUAGUCCCACGGUUGGAGCCUGGAGUACAGGGAGGGCUUAGGCACCAACUAGAGAUGCAACCAGGGGCUGCAGAACUUUGUCCCUUAUGUGAGGGCUCAAGGGACCCCUGCAACCAAGAUGUGUAGGACUUUGGGAACCCCUGCCAGGACAUCUGUGCCCCGUGGAAUCUAAGAGAAGAAGCUGGGGAAACCCUGACACAAAGAGUUAAGAUUCUCUGGGUGCCUGUGUUUGAGCAUUGAGAAGAGUGAACAAAUCAGCGGAGAGUUACUAGCUGUUGUUUCUAAUAGCUGUCAGGCUAACGUUUUGUUUCAUGAUACCUGGUGAUGGAAAACCAAAGCAGAAUCAGUGACCUGCUUCAAAGUGCCCUUGACGAUCUUCUUGAGGAAGACUUCAAAAGAUUUAAAGACAAACUAUCACAUUCUGGCUUUAAGGGAAAAGGUACCAUCCCCCGAGGUCGACUGGAGAAGGCUGACAGGGUAGAUACUAAGAACAUCCUGAUCGCAUUCUAUGGUGGAGAUGCUGCAGUUGAUGUAACCAUAGAAAUUUUAGCUAAGAUCAAUGUCAGAGGGCCUGCUGCUAACCUCAAAAAAGACAGAGAGAAAGUGGUGUGCAGCUGCUCCUCCCUCUCCAUCUCCUGUUCCCUAGGUGAGCAGGCACAGGAACAAACUUUGGAUAGAUACUGUGGGGGAAGUCAGAGAGGAAGAUCUCCUGGGAGCACAGCUCUCAACUUAGGUGGAAGCGGCUUCCCUGCUGCCAUCCGGAUUGGAGAAGAUUUGCAUCCAAAUGGAAAACCCUUAGAGUUGUCUGCAAAAGGGGAACAUUUUGUGAACCGGCACCGAGCAGACCUGAUCCAACGUGUCUGCAUGGUGGACAGCAUCAUAGACAUGCUGUAUGGCACCGUGUUAGAUGAAGAGCAAUACCAGAGCAUCAGAGCCGAGAAAACCAAUCCAGACAAGAUGCGGAAGCUGUACGAGUUCAUGCCGAGCUGGAACUGGUACUGCAAAGAGCAGCUUUACCAGGCGCUGAAGGCCAAAAACAAGUUCCUCAUUGAAGAGUUGGAGAGCAAAUAAAUACAAUGAAUAAAAUGAGCUCCCCCUGUUUCCAGGGGGCUUCACCCCAAGUCUUUUCUCAGGGACACAGGUGUGACGCUGGCAGACCAGAUGCCAGGUCAUGCCAGAGCCGAUGGCCAAUUCACUUGUGUAUUAGUAUAGCUCAAAGUGGUUGUUAAAUGUAUAAGAGUGUAUUUGGUGUUUAAACAUUAUGAAAACUA
Molecule: messenger RNA, 1646 nt
Organism: Malaclemys terrapin pileata
Lineage: Eukaryota; Metazoa; Chordata; Testudines; Emydidae
Product: apoptosis-associated speck-like protein containing a CARD
Exons: 6
Coding region: 700-1446 (248 amino acids)
Biological process (GO): innate immune response; inflammatory response; regulation of apoptotic process
Cellular component (GO): canonical inflammasome complex
Source: RefSeq, a predicted model, not a curated record